This is a messenger RNA of Schistocerca gregaria, 1641 nucleotides long. RefSeq names its product bridging integrator 3-like. Gene Ontology annotation, cellular component: actin cortical patch; cytoplasm. The record is from RefSeq and is a predicted model, not a curated record. The transcript has 4 exons. Bases 135 to 965 code for a protein of 276 amino acids. Gene Ontology annotation, biological process: plasma membrane tubulation; endocytosis; actin cortical patch localization. Gene Ontology annotation, molecular function: protein binding; lipid binding. Lineage: Eukaryota; Metazoa; Arthropoda; Insecta; Orthoptera; Acrididae.
GAGUUAACUGGAGUAGUGAAGGGCGCAUACAUUGCAGUGAGGUGGACAUCGAGGGAUUGUUGUGUGUCGUAAGCUUUUGACAUUGUUGUGAAAAUUGCUGCUGUAUUAAAAAAGAACAGAGGAGUGAUAGGAAAAUGACAUGGAAUCCGUUGAAGAGGAAUUACUUGACAACGAAGCCAACAUGGGUUCCACAAGUUAUAAGUAAAGCUGAUGACAAGGAGCUGGAUGUCAUGUUCCACAGAUUGCAGCAUUUGGAAGAGAUCACAAGAAGAUUGCAGAAAGAGAUGAAAAAAUAUUUGGAAAUUGCUGGAGCUCUCAGCAAAGCGGAACAAAAAAUUAGUGCUGAUUUGAGCUCAAGUCCACUGUCUCAUCAAAAUGAAAAAUUUCGCACAAUUGUUGAUGAUUACCAUACUGUUACUGUUAAGGGUGUAGAAAAUGUUCCAGAAUUAUCUAAAAUAUGUCAACAGGGGUUCUUGGACCCAUUAAAAAAGUACGGAAGUUUCUUCAGUGACAUUGAUGCCACAUUUCAUCGCCGUGAACAGUUGGUACAAGAAUGGAAGAAUGCUGCUGCAAAAGUGCGCCGCCUUGAAGAACGUGAACGAACUGCUAGCAAUGUUGUUAAAUUAGAACGUGAGAGAAAGACUGCUGAGACAGCUGCAGAGGAACUUAUAGUGUGUCACAAAUCACUUUUGUCAGAUGUCACACAGUUUUAUUCACGCCGUAUAGAUUAUUUGCAGCCUUCAUUGCAAGCCCUUGUAUUAGCUCAGCUGGAUUACUAUGGGGAGGCUACACGACUCUUUACUCUCCUUGUCCCUACACCUGUAUCAGGAUCUGCGGCAAAAGGUUCUCCUUCUUCUGCCGCAGUUAUUGAGUCAGAAUUUCAGCACUCUGUUCAAUCAAAGUUGUCACAAAUAAGGGCUCUGUCAAUUGUGAAACAAUCCAAGGGCAGUUCAGUACAUACAUAAUACGUACAAUAUUCUGCUCUAGACAAUAGUGCAGAAAUAACAGUGACAAAAGAUAUGUAAGUUUUCAACAGCUACUUAUUUUCUUUGUCCUGUUCGGCUCUGACCCACCAAGCCAGGUGUUACAAAGUUUAAGGCACUGAACUCCCAUUUGGAAGGUGUGGGGUUGAAAUCCUAUCUGAUCAUGGUUUUUGUAGUUACGCUAAAUUGCUUAAGGCAAUGCCAAGAUGGUUUCUUUUCAGAAAAACCCUGUUCAAUCUAGGUUUGUGCUCAGUCUCUAAUGACCUCAAUGGCAAGAUUGGACCCUAGCUGUCAUAUGUUUAAGACCAUAUAUCUAAGUCUGUUUUUUCCCCCCUGUUGGAAGGCAGAGCCUGGCGCUUAAUAGCAAACAGCCAGUGCAGGUUAAUUAUUAACAAACAAAAGUCGUACUGUAGCUGUAGUGUAUGAGUUUUGACCUACUGUUCACAUUGUGGCAAUUUCCAGUUUCGUCUUGCCCGGGUAUACAGUUUGGUUGACUGGUGAAAGGCAGUUAACAGUCAUUGUUUACUGGAAUUAAUAGCUUUCAAAUUGUUCACGUUUUGGUUGCACUUUGGCGUAGAGCUUUUGAGAUGCUCCCUAAAAGGUCCAAAGAAACAAGAUUUGCAGUCCAGUGCGAAAGGGCUUGUGUGGAGCAUUUAUU